This is a messenger RNA of Calidris pugnax (ruff), 2302 nucleotides long. It is a transcript of the gene MOB3A, whose product is annotated as MOB kinase activator 3A. Gene Ontology annotation, molecular function: protein kinase activator activity. Gene Ontology annotation, cellular component: nucleus; cytoplasm. The transcript has 5 exons. The record is from RefSeq and is a predicted model, not a curated record. NCBI's taxonomy places the organism in Eukaryota, Metazoa, Chordata, Aves, Charadriiformes, Scolopacidae. Gene Ontology annotation, biological process: positive regulation of protein phosphorylation; signal transduction. Bases 268 to 918 code for a protein of 216 amino acids.
UGGGGAGCUGCGACUCAGCUGUCAGGAGGGAGAACUUGUGAUGCUUGAAAGCAAACUCUUGCUCUGCUUCUGUCUGUCCCUGUGAGCACAGGAACGUUGAUCUUACAGUAGCUGCCUCUGCUGCGACCUGCGAUCAGGACCAGAUGAGCAGAGGGAGGUUUCUGUGAAGAUCAGAGUCUCCCCAGCCCUGCCCCGGGAAGUGGCCCAGCAGCGCUGCGUCUCUGGCUGUCAUCGCUACGGACCUGGAAAAGAAAGAAGAGAAGAAAAAUGUCCCAUGCUUUAAAGCAAGUGUUCAAUAAAGACAAAACCUUCCGGCCCAAGCGCAAGUUUGAGCCGGGGACUCAGCGGUUCGAGCUGCACAAGAAGGCUCAGGCCUCCCUCAACGCUGGCCUGGACUUGAAAGUGGCCGUCCAGCUGCCGCCGGGCGAGGAGCAGAACGACUGGGUGGCCGUGCACGUGGUGGACUUCUUCAACCGCAUCAACCUGAUCUACGGCACCAUCAGUGACUAUUGCACGGAGCAGUCCUGCCCUGUCAUGUCGGGGGGACCCAAGUACGAGUACCGAUGGCAGGACGAGCACAAGUACCGCAAACCCACCGCCCUCUCCGCUCCCCAGUACAUGAACCUCCUGAUGGACUGGAUUGAGGUACAGAUCAACAACGAGGACAUCUUUCCCACUAACGUUGGUACUCCCUUCCCCAAGAACUUCCUCCCGGUGGUGAAAAAGAUUCUCUCCAGGCUCUUCCGGGUCUUUGUCCACGUCUACAUCCACCAUUUCGACAGGAUCACCCAGAUGGGGUCGGAAGCCCACGUGAACACCUGCUACAAGCACUUUUACUACUUUGUGAAAGAGUUCAAUCUCAUAGACACCAAGGAGCUGGAACCACUGAAGGAAAUGACCUCCCGGAUGUGCCACUGAGAUCAGAGGGAGCUUCCCCCUCCCACCUCGGCGUCUCUCCUGAGGACCCCCAGUCCCACCCCUUCAUCAGAGGCGUGAUUCAAGGGGAGAACAGAGACGUUUUCUUAAAGAAAUCUAUAUAUUUUUAAUGAGUUUCAAUGUAAAACUGUGAUAUUGCAGGAAUAUUUUUUUAAAGAUGCUCUAGAUAAACUAGUUUUUUAUAGUAAUUUCUAUAAAAAAAAAAAGAAAAAAAGAAAAUAUUUCGGGCCACUUGACAGAAGUGCUCGCUCUUGGAGGAGGGAAGAGCCACCCUGUGCUGUCCCUUCCCUGUCCCCUCACGGCGGUGGCACCGAUGCCUGAGAGCGAGCCGUGUCGUAGCGGUACUUCCCUCCGGACCCCCACUCCCCCCCCGUGAAGGGAGGGUCUGUGGGGACUGGGGAUGAAACGCUGGGGUACGCGGAUCCUGGGGUGCUGUGUGGCUCCAGCACCCCUUCCUCUGCCUGUGAGCCCAGUUUUUGGAUGGAGCUGCUUUCGUGCUCCCCCUCCGCUUGGCACCCUGUCCCCGAGGCUUGGCCCUCCUUGCUUUCCCUCUGGAAGAAGUUGGACUUGGGGUUCUUUGACGGUUGGACAAGAUGAUCUUUAAGGUCCCUUUCAACCUAGAAGAUUGAUUCUGUGAUGGCGGGAGCAGCGCUGCUCUGCUGCUGGAGCCCAUCCUGCCGCUGUGAAGCUGCUCGUGCCUCUUGCACCAGCUCUGAGCUGAGCUCCUCCCCGUGCACCCCUGGCUGCCAUGUCCCCACAGGGGACGGGGACCCGCGCUGGCAGCGUUAGACCAAGCUGUGCCUCGUGGGGACGAGCAGGGGGAAGGCGCUGGGAGAGGAGUGGGGAAGUCUUCUUCUCAACCACCUGCUCUUCCCCCUCUCCUUGUGGUACGCUGACCCGGCCGAGAAGGAACUGGGCUGUGUCAUCCUCCAGCCUUGCUUACUGGCCACGUCUGGACCAUUUUCUGCUUCCCAGUAGGAUAUGGAGCCUCCUCCCUCUCCCCGAGCAGCGUGGCCCCGCUCAGCUGCUUCUAUCUCACCACCAAGGUCUCUGGUGCUCAGCCAGACACCACCAGCCUGUCCUGCCCCUUGCACGAGCAACUCUGCUGCAUCACAAGAGCUUUGUGGUGCCCCCACAAAGUAGAUGAGGUCUACCUAGGCUGGGGGGGGUUUACAGUAAGAGAAAAGGUUUCUACGACCAGUGACCAAACAGCACCACUAACCACUGCUUCCUUGCAAACUUUUCCUGUGUCCUGGAAUCUCUGUACAUACGUGACUCUUCGUUUCUUGUACUGUCGUUAGGACACCUCGUACAAAUACCACUCUCCUCUUCUGAAAUGGAACCAAUAAAUUAUGUUGUAUUUACA